Trichomonas vaginalis G3 is the source of this 390-nucleotide messenger RNA. RefSeq lists its product as uncharacterized. Bases 1 to 390 code for a protein of 129 amino acids. Lineage: Eukaryota; Parabasalia; Trichomonadida; Trichomonadidae. The transcript has a single exon. The record is from RefSeq and is a predicted model, not a curated record.
AUGAUUAUUUUUACUCGAGGCUGUGAAAUCGAUGACGAAGAUUUCGACCUAAUUGCUCGGCUCGCAGUUAAACUAAUGCUAGAGGAUCCUAUGUUUCGCAAUCGUAUUUUUUCUUCUCCUGUAACGUUUUCCCCAUUUGGCUUUAUACUAGAGAAACUAAUUUUGAAAUACCUAAUCAAGCACAAUGCACCAGAAAACGUCAUUUCUUUUAUAAGAGACUUCUCCAAAGCUGCACAAGUUAUUGAUGACUUUUUCAUUGAUUUUUCCGAUCCUAUUGAUUCAAGAAAGUAUUGGAAAGAAUUUGACUACAGCCUCUUGGAUGAAGAAAAUCCAAUAGUAGAGUAUUUAGAGAAUCAAAAACAAAACAAAAUCAAAACUACAAUUUCAUAA